This is a messenger RNA of Aspergillus caelatus, 762 nucleotides long. RefSeq names its product SDR family NAD(P)-dependent oxidoreductase. The record is from RefSeq and is a predicted model, not a curated record. The transcript is spliced from 2 exons. NCBI's taxonomy places the organism in Eukaryota, Fungi, Ascomycota, Eurotiomycetes, Eurotiales, Aspergillaceae. Bases 1 to 762 code for a protein of 253 amino acids.
AUGCCUUCAUCAAUCGCCAACAAAGUCUUUAUUGUCACUGGCAGUGCAUCCGGAAUGGGCCUUGCCACAGCGACCAAACUACUCGCCAAGGGUGCAUUCCUAGGAUUAUGUGAUAUAAACGAAGAAGGUUUAUCCAUACACCUUCAAUCGCUCAACGAAGACCAAAAAAGCAAAGUCAUCACACAUGUUGUGGAUAUUACAAACCGCCCAACCUUCGCCUCAUUCCUACAAUUAACGAAAGAGAAAUUCGGCCGAAUCGACGGAAUAGCCAACUUCGCAGGCACAGCGGGCCAUAGGCUGGGCCAUCAAGAGAUUCACGAGAUAGACGAGAAGGAAUACGACUUCGUCAUGGACAUUAACGUUAGAGGGGUUUUCAAUAUUCUCAGCGAAGUACUCAAACCGGGUUUAUUACAGGAACCGGGUAGUAUCGUCCAUGCUGCAAGCAUGUAUUCCGAACGGGGGUUUGCAAAGGGUUCUAUUUAUAGUGCUAGUAAACAUGCCUGUAUUGGGUUGGUGAAGAGUGCUGCGAUUGAGGCGGGUAAGAGGGGGAUUCGAGUUAAUGCUGUGUUGCCUGGCCCAAUUGAUACUCCUAUGCUUCGUGGGAAUGUGGACAGCGGUGGUGAGGGCACUGCUCCUGAUGUGUCGCUGGGUAGACUUGGUAUGGCGUUGGAGGUUGCGGAUGUCGUUGCGUUUCUUUUGAGUGAUGAGGCUGGGUAUGUUACGGGGGCUACUUGGGCGGUGGAUGGUGGGGCGAACGCUUGA